GUAGGCGCGCGAUGGCGCUGAGGCGGUCGCUGCUCUUCUGAGGGCAGGAGGGCUGCCGGGGUCUUGGGCGAGUCCGCGCAAGGGACGGGCGCUAUGCGGGGCCCGCUGCCCCUCCUCUGCCGGCGUCUACAGAGAGCUCUGGCUGCGGGAGCUCCAGGGAGGGUCAGGCUUUGCCACGAGGCUCCGGCUCCCGCGGCUUCCGGAGGGAGCAAAGGCAGAGCUCAGCUAGGUGUACAACCUACCUUUGGCAUUCUGUUUGAUAUUGAUGGAGUAUUGGUACGAGGAAGGACCCCAAUUCCUGCUGCCCGAAAAGCCUUUCAAAAACUAUUUAAUUCUCAGGGACAACUUUUGGUGCCUGUAGUAUUUGUUACUAACGCAGGAAACUGUCUGUGUCAGAAGAAAGCAGACCAGCUGUCUCAUCUUCUUGAAGUUCCAAUUUCCAAAGACCAAGUUAUGAUGUCCCACAGUCCUUUGCGAAUGUUCAGGCGUUACCAUGACAAGUGUGUUCUUGUAUCAGGACAAGGCCCGCUCCUUGACAUCGCUAAGCAUCUUGGAUUUUGUCGGCCUAUUACAAUUGACAGGUUGCGAGAAACCUAUCCCUUAUUGGACAUGGUGGAUCAUGACAGAAGACCUAAAGUUUUGCACUUACCCACAAUGGAAUUCCCCAAGAUUGAAGCAGUUAUUUUGUUUGGUGAGCCAGUGAGGUGGGAAACCAACUUACAAUUGAUAAUAGAUGUUCUUUUGACAAGUGGCUAUCCUGGAAAUCCUUAUCAACGUACGUAUCCACAUAUUCCUGUAUUGGCUUGUAAUAUGGAUUUGAUGUGGGCAGCUGAAGCUCAAUCCCCAAGGUUUGGGCAUGGAACGUUUAUGGUUUGUUUGGAAAAUAUUUAUAAGAAGAUCACUGGCAAAGAAUUGAAAUAUGAAGCAUUGAUGGGAAAGCCUAGUGAAGUGACUUAUCACUAUGCAGAGUACCUCAUUAGGACUCAGGCAUCUGCAAAGCAGUGGAAGAGCCCUAUUCAAACGUUGUAUGCCAUUGGGGACAACCUGAUGACAGAUAUUUAUGGUGCUAAUCUUUACAACCGCUACCUUGAAGAGAGGAUCUCAAGAAGUUCUAAGGCUCAUGUCCAGGCCAAAGCCCUCGGGGGCACAAGAUCUGCCACCGUUUCUCAGGAAGAGGAGCUUGAGAAUUCUUGGGAAAAUGAACUUGCAUCAGCUACUGCCACAAGAUGUACGUCUGUUCUUGUUUGCACCGGAGUUUAUAACCCUCACACAGAGGUGCCUUCUGAUACAAGGGAGAACAUCACUGAGACUGUCUUUCACGGACACAGAGAUUUCAGAUUUGAUCCUGCUUUAGUAGAACCAAACCAUGUAGUGUCAGAUGUUGAAGCUGCUGUUGAUCUUAUCUUCCAACUGGAAAAUUUUGCACCACAUGAAAACUGCAGGACUUUCUAAUGACUUUGUGAUGCUGUUAUAUUCCUUUUCCUUCUGAAAAACUAAGAGGGGUACUUAAUAUCAAACAGUCUCUAACAUACUAAUGUUUUUAUAAGUAACAUUUUUAGUACAUUUCUUUAAAAAAAACCCAGAACCCCAUAUAUUUCUUUUCUGCGUCAAUUUAUUUUAAUGACCAAAACUGUUAUGAAUUGUACUUUUUAAUGAAUUUUCUUCUAAAUAUUGACUCCUGGUUCAGAGAUCCCAGUUUCCAGAUUUGAUUAUUAAUGUCAAACAGGUGUGUUUGGCAAUCAAAAUUCUAAAACAAGUACACUAUUAAACUCCACACAUUGCACUUAAUUCCCAAGGAAUUAAAAUGUGCCUGUCUGUAGUAUCCAACUUUUUCUUUAUUUCAUUACCUUCCCUUGGAUCAAUGCUCUGUGUGAACCACAAAAGCUGAAUGCUGAUGCUUUUCUUUUGUAUUCAAUUUGAGAUUGAAUGACAGAAUUCAUACGUGAACAGAAGGGCUUUCCCGAGGUAGGUAUAUGCAGAAUUCAUUAAAAUGAAUGGGGUUUGUAGGAUAGCAAAUACAAUUUUGCUCAAAUCCCACUUUGAAUAAGCUGCCUAAAGUUGCUUCUGUCAGACUUUGCCCUUUGGGUUUUAUUAUUAAUCGCUCUGGUGUUUUUGCUGUACUGAACAGCAGGAUUAAACAGUUCCUUGAGCUUUUAGUUUUAACUUGAAACUCCACAAGUGCGACCAGGUACUGAUAAGAUAAUGUUUUCUCUUCCUUCUGCUACUAAAUGUUACAUACUUAAUUUUUAAGGACUAUAUAUCUCAUAAAUGUAAACACUACAUUUUAUGUCUUAUUCUUUGAAACUUUGUUAACUGCAGCAGUCUGUCCAGUAAAAUAUUUUCUAUUUUAGAAAGCACAAAUUUUUGUUCAGCGUUCUAAUCCCUCUUUAAAGUCGUUUCAGUUGGCAGCUAUCCGUUAUCUCUAAUUUCUUCAUUUUGCUCUUGGGACAAUUAAAGUUCCUGUACGUAUUUUCUUAUCCUGUUUAGUUUUUGUUAUGAAUCUGUAGCAAGGAAUUUUAUCAAAGCUUUGAUAGUGCAAGCACGUAUUCUCUUUUCACCCAAACGUUUUUAGAUGUGUCACUCUUAAUAAAUUCUAAUAGGAAAUCCUGCUAAUUCCUUUUCUGCCUUUUUUUUCCUUCUGCACAUUUUCCAUCAGUUUAUUUAGAACGUGGCCUCCAUCCCUAUAAUUUCUUUGCUUCCACACUUCAAAUCUUGUUUAUUGUUAAAAUGGCCUUUGUCCACUUAUUAAAUAUGAAGGACAAACACACAACUAAUUCAAUAUUUUUGUUACAGCAGUCAUUUACUCUUUCAUGCAAAUCUUUAUUUGCCCAGGAGGUUUUGAAUAUCAUCAGUAUUUAAUCAAUUUAUACAUUGGUUUGCAUAGCAAGAAAUAUAACUUUUUCGGAAAUCCCCUACUGAAGAUUUGUGUUUUGCUAAGAACACAGAUGCAAAGAAUGUCAUUUGGACUUCAUGUUUCUCUCCUCCUUCACACAUUCAUCUAAUCUAUUUCAGACACCACCACCCUAAUUUUCUGGGGAUUUUAAGGCAUACAUGGAGCGCUCUCUGUAUGCUUUUUAGAUUAGUUUCUUCCUUUUUCAGUUUCAGGUCCUUUUUGUUUCACUUGGGUAAGACUUGGUGAUAGUUUUCCUGACCUGCAGUGUAUAUACUAUCUGAAUUUCAAACUUUGCAGUAUGGAAAAUGCUCAGGCAUUCUGGAGAAACUGAACUUUCAAUUUUUGUUUUAACCUUUCUUGACCCUUUUUUCAUUUUUUUUUUUAAACGGAGAAAUGCUUAUAUAUGGCUAAUUUUUUCAAAAUAUUUUAAAAAAAGAAAAUUCAGUGUUUUAAUUGGCAGUCGAAAUUAUUACUGCUGGACAGCCUCCAUAUUAGCAACCUUAUGAAAGGUAUUAUGUUCUCCAAAAAAGCAACCAGGUCUGCUGCAGACUACUGCCACAAACUAUUGCAUUAAGCACUAGCAUGUUCACAUGACUACAAGGAAGAGAUUAUUUAAUCACUGGUCAAUCAUUACUGUUCUGAUGAUUAAUCUUUACAAAACUCUGAGUCUAUGGAGUCCUAGACUAAGUAAAGCUAUUGGACAAAAAUUGAUCUGAAUAAACUUCGUUCCAGUUCAACACUCA
This is a messenger RNA of Pantherophis guttatus, 3636 nucleotides long. RefSeq names its product haloacid dehalogenase-like hydrolase domain-containing 5. Lineage: Eukaryota; Metazoa; Chordata; Lepidosauria; Squamata; Colubridae. Gene Ontology annotation, cellular component: mitochondrion. Gene Ontology annotation, biological process: glycerophospholipid biosynthetic process. The record is from RefSeq and is a predicted model, not a curated record.